Messenger RNA from Zea mays, 2245 nucleotides. RefSeq lists its product as uncharacterized. The transcript is spliced from 8 exons. The record is from RefSeq and is a predicted model, not a curated record. NCBI's taxonomy places the organism in Eukaryota, Viridiplantae, Streptophyta, Magnoliopsida, Poales, Poaceae. Bases 203 to 2020 code for a protein of 605 amino acids.
AGGUGGAUACACUACAGGUCGGUAGCAUUCAGGAUGGUGAUGGCGCCCGACGAGGGAUGACGAUGGCGUGACGCUUAGCAUGGGCGACAGUGCAGCUCUCCUCGAUGGGAUACAGACGGCGCGGUGGCGCUCGAGCAGAAAUAGCAGAGGUGUUUUCUGUGUCCAUGGAAAGCUCUCGGCAUGACCUGUGCCGCUGUGCGCUAUGAUGGGCCUCAACUUUGUGCAGCCCAUGUCACUUUUGUAUAGUUAUCGCUGGAUCAACGGUGAAGGGUGCAGAUUAGCUGACUGCUCUCUGACGUUGUCUAGUCUGAAUCCCACGACCCCACCCCACGCCCGUCUUCCUCGCCUCAACGCCGCCACCCAAUCCAACCGCCUGGACGCCACAACCCCGCCCCACCUCGGCGCCGCCGCUCCAUCCAACUACCUCGACGCCGCCAUCCAUCCAACCGCCUCGGUGUCUGCUCCUCAAUACCUGGCCGUGUUCAACAUGCCCCCUGGAAGGAUGGAUGGGGCAAGGACAUGCAGAGACCUUGGUGAGGUGCCAAUUACUGAGUAUGAAAAGGAGAGGGCUUUAAAUGUGAUGAGGAACAACAAAAUGUUGAGUAGCCUUGGUAUAACUGGAUUAACAUCACUUAUUCGAUCAAGUAGUACAAGGAAGAACUCUAUCGCUCGUGAAGACUUUGAUCCAUUGUAUGAACCUGAUCAUAGUGAGGACAAUGAUCAUCAUGUGGCUAAUCAGGCCAUGCAGGAUGAUCCUUUCUACAUUGAAAGAAGGAACACCAACAUGUCUACUGGUUUUGGAGGAACAAAAGGAUCCAAGAGAGUGGUAGCACCUAAUGUAGAAGACCAAGUUGGUAGAGUAACUAGGCAGAAGACAAAGGAACUAUCCUUAGUUGAGAAAGAUAUACAUGGUUUGACUGCAAAUACAGAUGAGCACACAUUGAUUUCUGCCAAUUUUCCUGCACACCAUGAUGACGAGAUUCAGAUGUGUGAUGAAGAUGUCAUGACAGAUAAAUGGAUAAGGGGAAAAAGUAUGGGUAGACAAUUGGAAAGGAUAAGUCGAGGCCUAAACACUAAGAUCCCAUUGGUCAUCACUGAAGGGAAUAGACGUCCUGAGGUUCCUAUGCAAGCUGCAAUGCUUGCAUCAGAAGGAGGAAUUGUAAUUAGGCAACAUAUGCCAAUCCUAACACACUGGAAGGAAUACAAGAAUGACAAAUCCUAUUUGGAAGACUUCGUCGGUAGAAUUGGUGGUCAAUUUGCCAUAGACACCAAAAACAAAGAUGUCAAAUAUGCAUGUGCUGAUUUGAUGAGGUGUAAUCAGCGACAAAUGAGAUAUAAGCUCAAGAAGGCUUACUUUAAUGGUGUGGCAGCUGACAAAGUGAGAACAACAUCACCGUUGAGUACUAUGACAGAUGAGCAAUGGAUGCAACUAGUCAAUAUGUGGUCUACCCCAAAGCACAAGGAAAAAUGUGUGAACAACAAAGUGAUCCGUGGAAAAGUUCGGUUCCAGCAAAAGACAGGAUCUCGGAGUUACAUUGCACAUAUGCAUGCCGUGAAGCAAGCCAAAUAUGGAGAUGCACCACCAAGUGCGAUUGAUCUUUUUAAAGAGUGCCAUUGUAGUAGGAAGACUGGUUUUGCUGAGCCUGUAAAGGAAGCAAUUGACACAAUGGAAGCACUUGUGGCUGAGCCUGGAGUAGAAGGGAAAGAAUCUAAGACCCCUACAGAAGCAGUUGCUCAAGUGUUGUCUUCAUCAAAAUUUCUUUAUAAUAUUGGUCUUGUACCUGCCACAAAGAAAAGCUGCAAUGGUGGUGAUCCUACACGCGUGGCAGAACUUGAGGCUGAACUUGAAUCAGAGAAGCAAAACUCAUUAGAAGUUAGAGCUCAGUUAGAUGCCCUAAAGAAGAAGGUAGAAGAAUCAGAAGAAGCAAGGGCUAAGGAGUUAGAAAAGAUUAAUGAUCUGCAAAAAGGAGCAGAUGAGACCAAUGCUCUCCUUCGUCGUCUCUUUAGCCUCAAUAAGUAGUUGGUCGAUUGUGCCCUGAUUUUGCUGUCCUAUUUGUACUUUGCUUUGCACUCUACUUGAUGCUGGUGACAAAACAUGAUGAUAGUUUUAAUUUUGAUAUGUCCUUUUGGUACUGUCCUUAGCACACUACUAGAUGCUGGUGUGAUGAAACAUGGUGACAAUUUUGAAAAAUUUGAAGGAUUUGGUUGUUGAUAAAUGAUAUCUAUGAUAAUAUGUUGCUAAGUA